UAUUUUUCUCCUCACUUCCGCAAAUAAACGCACUUGAGCGCGGCGGCUACGGCAGAAAGUGAAAACGGACUGUUGUCGGCCGUUAUGUGCCAUGGUGAGGCGGCCAGGAGCAACCGCCAACGGCCGUAGAAGCAGACCUGCCUAACGGUGACUGCAGCGCUGGCAGCCUUGCCUCUUCAGACCUUCCCCCUCUCCCUGUCCCGUGUCCUACCUGUGGAUUGAAGUUCAUCCUUCUAGCCUGCCGCCCUUGCCACAGACUGUGAGGACACCAUGGUGGAUGUAACCAAGUGGCCCAUUUUCAGCCUGAUGGGUCCUCAGGAGCUCGCUUCCAUACGGAAAGCAUGCGUGUUUGGAUCAUCUGCUAAUGAGGCCAUCUACAUUACCAAUGAUGAUGAGGUGUUUGUGUUUGGGCUGAACUGCAGCAACUGCCUGGGAACAGGGGACAGCCUGAGCACAAUUGUACCCAAAAAAUUGGACUUCCUGAGCGGCAGAAAGGUUGUUAGCCUGAGUUACGGUAGUGGACCCCACAUCCUGCUGGCCACAGAGGAUGGAGAGCUAUUUGCCUGGGGCCAUAAUGGCUACAGCCAGCUGGGAAAUGGGACAACCAACCAAGGAGUAGCUCCAGUGCUCGUGUCUGCCAACCUGCUCAAUAAGAAGGUCACAGAGGUGGCCUGUGGCUCUCACCACUCAAUGGCUCUGACUGAUACAGGAGAAGUGUAUGCAUGGGGUUACAAUAACUGUGGUCAAGUGGGCUCAGGCUCCACAGCGAACCAGCCCACACCCCGCAGAGUGUCCAGCUGCCUGCAGAACAAGGUGGCUGUGAGUAUCGUCUGUGGUCAGACCUCAUCCCUGGCAGUAGUGGACAAUGGAGAGGUGUACGGCUGGGGCUACAACGGCAACGGACAACUUGGACUUGGAAACAAUGGGAACCAGCUCACCCCCUGUCGACUUGUUGGUCUGCAGGGUUUAUGUGUGCAACAGAUCGUGUCAGGAUAUGCACACUCCAUGGCACUAACAGAUGAAGGGUUGCUUUACGCUUGGGGUGCCAACACAUAUGGACAACUGGGCACUGGCAACAAGAGCAACCAGCUGAGCCCAGUUCAGAUUCUGACUGAGAAAGAGAGAAUUGUAGAGAUUGCUGCCUGUCACUCCACACACACGUCAGCUGCUAAAACCCAGAGCGGUCAGGUGUACAUGUGGGGCCAGUGCAGGGGCCAGUCCAUAGUGCUCCCUCACCUGACACACUUUGCCUGUACCGAUGAUGUCUUUGCCUGCUUUGCCACCCCCUCAGUAAUGUGGAGGCUUCUCUCAGUGGAGCUCGAGUGUUGUGGGAUCUGUAUGUGUGCCGUUUUUUUCCCCCCUCCAGAACAUGAUGAUUUCUUGACUGUGGCUCAGUCUCUGAAAAAGGAGUUUGACAACCCAGAGACAGCGGACCUCAAGUUCUGUGUUGAUGGAAAAUACAUCUAUGUCCACAAAGCAGUUCUCAAGAUCAGAUGUGAACAUUUCAGAUCAAUGUUCCAGUCUCACUGGAACGAAGACAUCAAGGAGGUGAUUGAAAUAGACCAGUUCUCGUACCCUGUGUACCGUUCGUUUCUGGAGUUCCUCUACACAGACAAUGUGGAGUUGCCUCCCGAGGACGCUAUUGGGCUGCUGGAUCUGGCCACCUCGUAUUGUGAGAACCGCCUAAAACGUCUGUGUCAGCACAUUAUCAAGAGGGGAAUCACCGUCGAAAAUGCUUUUUCUCUGCUGUCUGCCGCUGUGCGCUAUGAUGCAGAGGACCUUGAAGAAUUCUGCUUCAAAUUCUGCGUUAAUCACCUGACUGAGGUGACUCAGACUGCUGCUUUCUGGCAAAUUGACGGUAAUCUGCUCAAAGAUUUCAUUUGUCGAGCCAGUCGCCAUGGAGCCUUCAAAAAUUGACCACGUCUCAAGGUGCUGAUUUGGGCUGAUGCAAAACACACGGCUGGACUCCAGGAAGGAUUUUGCCUAAUACAUCGUUACCAUCAGAUGGACAUUUGCACAUAAUUUCAGUAGAAAUCUUUAGAUUUACCAUCACUGUCAGAUUUGUGGUUCAUCUUCUUUCAGAUGACUGAAAUGACUAAAAUCAGAGCUGUAAGGUUGCAGCAUUGUUCCAUAAUGGUGUUACAGUAGCUGUUUCCAACAGUGCCUGACUUUUAAUUUACACAUUGUGUAAAGUAGGAGCUCAGAUUAAUUGAGAGACAUGCCAGUGCUUGAAGUUAUUUGUUUUUAACAAAAACUAUUCUUGCCAGU
Molecule: messenger RNA, 2268 nt
Organism: Oreochromis aureus
Lineage: Eukaryota; Metazoa; Chordata; Actinopteri; Cichliformes; Cichlidae
Product: RCC1 and BTB domain-containing protein 1
Exons: 12
Coding region: 271-1917 (548 amino acids)
Molecular function (GO): protein binding
Source: RefSeq, a predicted model, not a curated record